UAUAAUUAGUUACGCAAGCAUAUGCGAUAUAAAUUCGUAGAUAUUAUUACUCUGGCCAUCGUAGGCCUACGAAAAAAAGUGACGUCGUUGUUGCUAAUGUUAGUUGCUUUUUGCGAUUGUUUGUGGGUGCCGGGUGGUGGACUCUGGACUGGCGGUGACGUUGACUCAGCUGGUCCGCAAGCAGAACGAAUGUUGAAUUUCGCAGCCGCCGAACGAAAUAAACAGCCUAUUCUGGAUGUAUUGAAAAAUUACAUCAAAGAUGGUACUCGCCUGUUGGAAAUUGCUUCCGGAUCCGGCCAACAUGUCACACAUUUCGCUCGCCACUUCACAAAUGUUACUUUUCAACCCACCGAAUAUCAUUCGUCGCUGAUAAAUAGUAUUUUAGCGUAUAAAGAUCACUUCAAUUUGCCAAACGUUUUACCAGCCAAAUAUUUAAACGUCGAAGACGAUCCAGAUAAUUGGCUGAAUGGAGACUUGGCCCCCGAGUCGGUGGAUUAUAUUUACAAUUCGAAUAUGAUUCAUAUCACCCCUUACAGCUGCACCGAAGGUUUAUUUCGCGGAUGUGGAAGAUACUUGAAAGGUGGCGGACUUGUGUUUUUGUACGGGCCAUUCGCGUACAACGGGUUAAUAACACCAUCAUCUAACGUAGAAUUUGAUAAAGGAUUGAGAUCCAGUGAUCCUUCGUACGGUCUGCGAGAUGUUAUCCGACAGCUUGUACCGGAAGCGUCAAAAUAUCGCAUACGUCUAGAAACGCAACACCAACUGCCGAGCAAUAAUCAGUUGCUCGUCUGGAAAAAAGACGAAAUGUGAGAAAAUACGCCAUCUUUACAAAUUUUGUUACAAAUAAGCAACUACAUAUAAUACUUAUGUACCUAAAUGUACACGUACUUUUAUACAAGUACCCAGCCCUAGAUUAGAAAUAAGUUUUUACUAACUGAUUUGAUUUUAUAAAACGAAUAUAAAUCUCUUUCCGGCGUUCA
This is a messenger RNA of Planococcus citri (citrus mealybug), 980 nucleotides long. RefSeq names its product methyltransferase-like 26. The coding region runs from base 22 to 810 and encodes 262 amino acids. Lineage: Eukaryota; Metazoa; Arthropoda; Insecta; Hemiptera; Pseudococcidae. The transcript is spliced from 3 exons. The record is from RefSeq and is a predicted model, not a curated record.